UACAAAUUUGUUUGUAUUAUUUUGUUGUUGGAAAAUAUUUUAUUUUGUUAAUGUUAUUUGCUAAAAAUUUGUUUACAACAUAAUUUUGCACAAUGCACGUACAAAACAAUCCCACAGUAUCAAUAAAAGUACCAGCUGUACAAUUUGAAUCGAAUAAAGAUUUCCAAAGCAAGGGCUUACUGUAUGAAGGCGACAGUGGAUUCCUGCGUUAUCACCACAAGUGGAUACAACCCAAGGGCGAUUCACAGGCGAACCGUGAAAUACUAACCACCUUGCUGUCUACACAAGGCGACAAUACUAGUGACUAUGUGGAGAAGUUAAUUGCUGAAAAUAUUUCCUAUCGCGAUUUGGCCUCACUAACGCAUCAGGAUUUGGAAUUAAUGGGUUUCGCACGACCAAAGCAACGAGAUGAGUUAUUAGCAUUUUUCGCCCAGUUACCAAAUCAAGAUCCCUCAUUGGAACAAAUUUACCACUUGAAGGAAGCUUCAAACUAUAAUCAGCAAAUAAUCAGUAAUGCUAGUAAUCAUUUGAACUCUAUGCGAUCUGCUUUGGCCGCAGCCAAUUAUAAAUUGCAAAUCAUGCCUCCAGAGGAUGUUAUUGUAGGUGAAAAAUCAUUUGCUAGCCGUUUUGUAUUAGAAGCCUUGAAUGAACUUUAUGGUGUUACUGAUGAUAUUGAAAAGGAAAUUUCAGAAAUGGAGGAUAUUAUUUAUGAAAAACUCCAGUCUACUAAAAAUACUACUCCGAAAAAGACAAAUCAUUUUAAACUUACUUUCUGGUUUAUUUUUGGUUCAUUAUCUUCUAUUGGAGCUUUCUUGGCACUAUACUUUUGGAAGUAUAAAAAAUAAUUGAAAACUCGUUACCUAUAGAUAUUUAUCUCGAUGCUUUGAUGCCAAGUAGUACAAAAAAUAUAUAAACCAUACAGGCACACCAUGUUAAAUUAGUAUUUUAAGCUCUGAAGUCAAAUAAUAAAAUUUAAAAAAAUUUAA
Calliphora vicina (urban bluebottle blowfly) is the source of this 986-nucleotide messenger RNA. RefSeq names its product daedalus (gene daed). The transcript has 3 exons. Bases 93 to 845 code for a protein of 250 amino acids. NCBI's taxonomy places the organism in Eukaryota, Metazoa, Arthropoda, Insecta, Diptera, Calliphoridae. The record is from RefSeq and is a predicted model, not a curated record.